Molecule: messenger RNA, 3651 nt
Organism: Brienomyrus brachyistius
Lineage: Eukaryota; Metazoa; Chordata; Actinopteri; Osteoglossiformes; Mormyridae
Gene: pomt2
Product: protein-O-mannosyltransferase 2
Exons: 21
Coding region: 514-2811 (765 amino acids)
Biological process (GO): protein O-linked glycosylation via mannose
Cellular component (GO): membrane; endoplasmic reticulum
Molecular function (GO): dolichyl-phosphate-mannose-protein mannosyltransferase activity
Source: RefSeq, a predicted model, not a curated record
CCACCAACACACAUAUCAAUAUGUCCGUUACUUCUUAACCAGCUGUUGUGAUCUUUAGGUGCGUGUUUCGGCAGAGUUUAAAUACCCUGUGUGUGUGAAAGAAUUGCGUGAGCGUGCUGUGUUCGUGUAAUCCUUUUAUUUAGGCUGGUGGAGGGUAGCCGGUUAUUAUUUACUAAUAGUUAUUAUAACAAGUAGCCGCUUCUCUCUCUCGCGGUGAUUAAAACGCUGCUAAUGGGAGUUUUUAAGGCCAAUAUCUCAAAAUAUGUUUCGAACGCUAAUCAUUUCUGUGCCGUUUUCAGAUGCUGCAUAAUAUAUACGUUUUCAUUGAAAUGACUCUGCAGCCAUCGCUAUUUACUGAAUUCAGAGGUUGACGUCCUUUAACACUUCAUACUGCCCACAAUGAACACGAUCAUUAUAUUAACGGCAUCAGUAUUAUAGAACCGAGCGUUGAAAUGCCGGCGUUGCAAGUGUAAGAGGAGUUUCUCUUCAGCUCGUAUCGCUUUAUUUGUGUCAAUGGAGAGCCAGCGAUGCCAAAUGCAGCCCCCGGGAAAGGAGGAUCUCGGUACCUUGCGGAGGCGGAAAGGCGGCGGGAAGACGAACGAACGGGAGGCGAUUAGGGCCGGAAGACUGGGGGGCUCCGAGGGGGCGAACGGGCGGCCUGCGGCGGCGUCGGAGGACGCGAACGGGCAGCCUGUGGAGGGGAAGCGCUCGCUGCAGGACGUACAUAGGAGGACUGGGACAUGCAGUGUAUUGGCGCUGGUGGCCGUCCUCUCCUUAACCACCCGCUUCUACAAGAUCCUGGAACCGCCGCAUAUAUGCUGGGAUGAAACCCACUUUGGAAAAAUGGGCAGCUUUUACAUCAACAGAACCUUUUUCUUUGAUGUUCAUCCACCGCUGGGUAAGAUGCUGAUUGGUUUAGCUGGUCACCUGACUGGCUACGAUGGCAGUUUCCCGUUCAUCCGGCCUGGGGAUAAAUAUGAGCAUCACAAUUACUGGGGGAUGAGAGGGCUAUGUGCCCUCUUGGGGUCCUGUCUCCCCCCUUUCGCCUACCUCACCGUGCGGGAGCUGUCACGGUCUUCAACUGCAGCCCUCAUAGCCGCUGCCACGCUUGUCUUUGAUACCGGCUGCAUCACCAUCUCUCAGUACAUCCUACUGGACCCCAUUCUCAUGUUUUUCAUAAUGGGCUCAGUGCUGUGCACGGUCAAGUUCAACCAGCAGAGGCACAGGCCGUUUAGCACCCCCUGGUGGCUGUGGCUGGUGCUGACAGGGGUGAACUUGGCGGGGGCUCUGGGGGUGAAGUUUGUGGGGCUGUUUGUUAUCAUGCUGGUGGGACUGAAUACAGCGUGGGACCUCUGGAGGCUACUCGGAGACCUGGAUAUCCCUCUGGCGGAGUUUUGGAAGCACUUGUCUGCCCGGGUGUUUGGCCUGAUCUUGCUGCCAUUGACUUUGUACAUCAUGAUAUUCGCUGUGCACUUUGUCGUCUUAAAAAAAAGCGGUCCUGGGGAUGGCUUCUUCAGCUCGGCCUUCCAGUCGCGGUUGAUCGGAAACAACCUGCACAACGCAUCUAUGCCUGAGUACCUGGCGUACGGCUCCACGGUGACGGUGAAGAACAUCCGUAUCGCAGGGGGAUACCUCCAUUCCCACUGGCACCUGUACCCAGAAGGCGUUGGAGCACGACAGCAGCAGGUCACUGGAUACCUCCAUAAGGACUAUAACAACCUGUGGUUAGUCCAGAGACCAAACAACUCGGAGGAUCUGUCUCGAAUGCCAGACCUUGUUCGCCAUGGCGAUGUCAUCCGAUUGGAGCACAAAGAGACGACUCGUUUCCUGCACAGCCACCUCCACAAAGCACCACUGACCAAGAAGCACCUGCAGGUCACUGGCUAUGGCAUUAAUGGGACUGGAGACCCCAAUGACUUAUGGCAGGUGGAGGUGUGCGGGGGCCGGCGGGGCGACCCAGUGAAGGUACUCCGGAGCAAGGUGCGCUUUCUGCACCGAGCCACCGGCUGCGUGCUCUACUCCACUGGCAAGACACUACCCAAAUGGGGCUGGGAACAGGUGGAGGUGACGUGCAGCCCCUACCUGAAGGAGACCCCCAAUUCCCAGUGGAACAUCGAGGACCACAUAAACCACAAGUUGCCCAAUAUCAGCCUGUCGCUGCUGAAGCCAUCUUUCCUGGAGAUCCUUGUGGAGUCUCACAUCGUCAUGAUCAGGGGCAACAGCGGACUGAAACCCAAAGACCACGAAGCCAGCUCCAAACCCUGGCAUUGGCCUGUUAACUACCAGGGCUUGAGGUUCUCUGGAGUGAACGAAACGGAAUAUCGAGUGUACCUGCUGGGGAAUCCUGUCAUCUGGUGGUUGAACCUGCUCAGCAUUGGCCUAUACCUGUUGAUGGCUACUACUGCUGCUGUUUUGCUCCAGAGAGGGGUUCAACUUGGUGGGAGGAGUCAAGAGCGCUGCCGGGUGCUGCUGGAUGGAGGGGGGCUGUUGUUCCUGGGCUGGCUGCUGCACUACCUGCCUUUCUACACCAUGGGCCGCAUCCUCUACUACCACCACUACUUCCCCGCCAUGCUCUUCAGCAGCAUGCUCACAGGCAUCACCUUGGACAUCUUACUGCAGUGUGGAGAUCUACUGUUUCCCCUUGCUGUGGCCCGCGAUCUGCACAGAGCGACACAAGGCCUGCUUCUCUCAGCCUUUAUCUACAGUUUUUACCUGUUCCACCCCCUUUCCUACGGCAUGAGAGGCCCCCUAGCCCAUGACCCAGCCAGUGCAAUGGCUGGCCUCAGGUGGAUGGAAUCCUGGGAAUUUUAAAAACAACAACAAGACUGUUUAUUGUAAAAAGCAGCAGCAAAGACCUCGAACUUCCUCACAGUAGUUAUCUUAGUGUUCGUCAUACAUUACUCUUAUAGUUUAAAUAAUGAUUGUAGGUAUAGAGGUUGCACCUGUGAAGUGUGAUGUUAGAGAUGUGACUGUUCCAAGCAUGAGCUUUCUGCUUGGGUGUGCGUCAGACGCAGGCUUAUCCUGAAACUGAAGCAGCUUUUAAUUCAUAAGGUAUUUUCAUACCAUGCCUUGGUAUGCAUAUUGCAUAUUCAGUGUUCUGUAAAGGUGUAAUUGGUUGCAAAAUGAAACAUUUCCGAAACCGUAUUUUCAUUUCAUCUUAUGCAACUGAAGAACCACGACAGCCAAUAAAAGGCUCUUUUUUUUUUUCUAACCGACAUACUUAGUGUGAUCUCUGAAGUCAUUUUUUUCCUGAGAAAUCACUGUGCUAGAUUUGCCUUUAAAAUUGCAGUUUACAAAAACGUGCAAUAUCCAGCUAAGUGCCUUUAGAAAAACUUUGGACUUGAAAAACUAAUGUAGUAUUUCCAGUAUUACUAUAUCCUUUUGUUUAGUGUUUUUUCUUAGCAUAUUUGUUAUUUGUAUUAAUGCUGCUAUGUUUAGUCCCUACUCACACAAUAUUGGUUACUGUUGUUUCACGGGAAUUUCAGUGAUGUAUUUAAAUAUAGGAAGUUUUCAUAGUUUUUAAAUACAGUACUGUUGCUUUUUCACUACAUGUUUCUGGAAGAUGUGUAUGUGAGUUAAGACUUCUUUCUCCUGCAGUACUCAGAACUGAGUCAUUUUUUUAUAUAUAAAUUAAAUUUUAUUAAAAAUUAA